CUGCCGGACGCGAGAGAGUAUUUCCGCACUGCAAGAGAGCGUAAGCUUUGCUAACCCUGCCGUUGGUAACGCUUCGUAACGCUACCGUUGCAUCGGUACGCACAGCUGUCACAUCAUACAGGUCAUCUCGGUAGCCGAGACGAAACCGCAGUAGUCUGAUUGCAGAUUCGGUGCGAAUUGGACGUUCGAGUUCGCGGGCUACACGGUGCUAACGGGUGCGAUCGCGCGGUCACUUGCAAGUAACGUUCGACGUUAAAAUUCAAAACCGUUUGUUUUUUAUUUAGUUCUUUACUGUACUCUGUGUCAGUGUGUGUAUGUGCAAAGUGUGAUAGAAAAACAGGCAAGUAAUGAUUCACACGGUGGAGUACUUGCGCCCGCAGGCAAGCAAAAAUGCGCCAACGGUUACUAUGACCGUAGAAGGAUAAAGCGAAAGAGUUGAGUGCAAACGAAACUCACUCCCCUAGGGGACGGAUGAAACAGGAGCCAACAAAAACUACCCAAACAAAUAAACAAAUCUUCUACGUAGGUUAACCGAAGGAAAAAAAACAUACCCCUUUCUCAGUAUUAUUUGUGUGAGCUUAACGCAAAAAAAACCCAAACACAUUUGUAACCAAGCUCUAAAUAAAUCUCCAGAGAGAUUGGGUUGACCUGCCAACCGCUCCACCUAGUAACAAGUUUGAGCGGCGAACUUUUGGCGAACAUUUUGUCCGCUGAACCGGUGUGACUGAAAUUGAUUUUUCUCGUUCGGUGUGUUGUGCGCAAAAAAAAGGCCAGCAAAGGUAUACCGGACAGCGUUCGAAGUGGCGUCUGCUGGUGGAACCAACCACCAGCCACCACAGUUUAGUUAAUUCCCUGCGGCCAACUGCUGGUGACGAUUCGGUGACGGGCAGAUGUAGCAAAACGCGCGCUGCUCCCGGUGGCACGAGAAUUUAUUUGUGAUUGUGGUUGCAUUGAGUGAAAGUUUCAUCGUUUUUCAUCCCGCAACGCUGUGUCGGCACGAACAACAAUCCGGGCACACACAUACACAUACCGUUUCUAUAGCGCCCGGUAAUUGUGCUGUAUGGGAAAGUUUGCUAACCCAGCUUCCCACAAUUAGUCAGUUUGAGGUGUUUUUGUGUGAGCGUGUGUGUGUGUGUUAGGUCGAAGUAAGAAGCUGGCGACGCUAAAGACAGACGAAGGAGCAUGCCGCUUCCGCACACGCACGGUGAAACAAAUCUUAAUCUCGAACUUAAUCUGGCGCCACCACUGCAUGGUACACGCUGAACAACUUCCCCAGCGCCCAGAGCCAUCUUCUGAAGAAGGUUGACGAGAACAGAGAGCUGAGAAAGAGAGAAGAAAACGAAACUCAGCCACAACACAGCACCCAAACGGUUAAAUCGUUUUAACGUUUACGCCGGCGCUUGCUUUGAUGCCGUUGUGAAUGUGGCGAAAUUAGAUUAGCUCCACCCCCCUCCCUUUCUGUGUGUGGUGCUCCUGCAGCAACGCCUACUACCCGCUCCGAUCGUUCAGCGGAAUGUAAGCGCUCGACAAGCCAUCAUCGGAGCGUACUCGAAACGCGCCUGAAAGUAGGCAACAGCUAUCAGAAGCAAGUUUGCUCCUUUCAAGCCGACGCGCGCCUUCAGUGCGAAUGUGUUUACGCAUUUGCCGCAUCUCGCAACCACACUACUAGAGCCGGCACCCACUUUCCGAUAAAUUUGCUCCUUAACGUAGCAGGAGCUAGCAAGGCAGGGAAAAAAAGCGUUCCACACAGCAAAUGCGAGUGAGAUCGGAUUUUUGAAAACCGACAUCGAGAGCUUUUGAGUGUAUCGUUUGCGAGAUCGAGGAAGAGUGGCAGAGAGGCGUCGAGGGAUUGCUGUGUGUUAUUCAGUGUUCUGUAGUGUACCCCGUGUGUGUGUAUCUGUGUAUUUCUAUGUGUAUGUUCUUGUGUGUGUGUAUGUGUGUGCUUGAAGCGUAAGAGUAACGUGAUUGUCAGUGGCCCGUUGUGCGGUUGAUUCAAUUUUGCUCGCGAUGAAAAGGCAAAUAUUAUUUUCUCCACCCCGCACACGUGCAGUGAAAGUGAAAUUAUCGCAUGGUGUAUGUUGGUUAGCCUAAAAAAAAGCAGUAGUAGCAACAUCAGCAGCAGCACACGUUGGUUAGCUUACGGAGCGCGCUAGAAGCGCUAGAAAAAUAGAAGCAGCAAAACUUUCAUUCCGAGGCCGGUACACGAGCCGGUACACUGUCAGGGCAGGUAGACAGCAAGCUUUUAACGUUGACGUACAGCAGCUACGACAGUAAAAAAAUAGAAUACAAAUACACUAAGAACACCGUUCGUGCGUUACAUCCAGUAGCACCGGCAGGGGGCGUACGUGAAGUUUUCCUUUUCCAGUUGUCAUCCUCCGGAUGAAAGUUUAAAUCCACGGUUCCUGUGCUGCCACAGGCACGAACAUCCUGCUUCAAAGGUGAAAGAGGCCCGCGGAGGUGUGCAUGAGGUGGGGGAAAAUAAAACACCAAAGUGCUGAAGUGGCAGCGUGCUGGAAGUAAUAACAAAACCAUACACGCACACGGUGGGCCUCUGCUGGCGCGAUUUCAGCCGUACCAACAGCAACCAACCAUCGACAAGGCGCAUCCGGUGUGUGUGUUUGAGGUGUUUAAGAUUCAGACUCUCGUGUGUGCGCGUGUGCGGUGUGUGUGCUAAGAGAAGCGGAGUGUUUGAAGCGGAAUAUUCACGUGUGACGAGGAGCAUCGGUAACAGUGUGAAACCCAGUGCGUAUUAACUACUGUGUUCGACUGUUUGGAGAAAGAGCAGAAAACAAAGUAAAUCGGUUUUGGUCAUCUAUUGUUCGUUUGAGUGGCAUGAAGCAGUGAUCAACAAAACAGAGCCUCCCGGAUGGAUGGGUGGAAGCAGUGUGUGGUGACGGGGGUGACGGUGUUGCUCGUGCUGGUAGCCACCCAGCUGCCCCCGGUCGGCUCGAACGCAACCGAAGCGCGCGGACAGCGGCCGGGUGGUCGCGACCGUUCCACCGGCUCGACCGCCAUAGCGUCCCUCUCGUCGGCAUCGAUAGCGGCCGCCCUUGCUUCGCGCCAAGCUACCGCGGGCAGCGGAAACGGCGGAAGCAGCAGCAGCAACAGUGGCAAUGCCUCGAACGGUGCUGGUAACGGUAACAACGGUGGUGGGGGCAAAUGUAAUAUCGCCCAGUUGCGUUGUGCCAACGGGACCUGCAUACCGGCGUCGAAAUUCUGCGACGGCAACUUCGAUUGCCUUGAUAAGAGCGACGAGCCGAAAGCUUGUACAGCAUGCAACCGCACCCUGCACGGUGAGGCCGGAAGAACGUACGAGCUGCAGAUACAAAACCCCCACGGCGUGUAUCCAUUCGUGUGUCACCUAAACUUUACGGCCACCGGUGGCCUCUACGGUGACAUUGUACAGCUAAAUCUAGCCAAGUUUAGCAUCGGGAAAUUUGUCGAAAACUAUCACGACGUCAAACAACACGGCGAGUGUACGGAGGGGUUCAUGACGAUCAGCGAACAGGGGCUGCCGAAUCUGGACGGUCGAUGGUGCGGAACGGCUUCCGGCUACACGAUAUACUACAGCGAGACAAAGUCGGUCAACGUGACGCUACGGCUAGACAAGCAACCGCCGGCCAGUGGCAGCGUGUCGAACGGGUUCGAAUUUCGGCUCAUCUACAAGUUCCUGCGGCACAGCGAUGCAAAGCUAAGGAACGACAACCGGAUAUGGAACGGAGAUCUCGUCCCCGGGAGCUACUGCAAUCGGAACUUUUAUGACUGCGACAAAAGGACCUGCAGGAUACGAUCGCCCAACUAUCCCGGCAUUUAUCCACGCAAUUUAACAUGUAAAUAUUAUAUUAAUCAUCGGGCGCCCCCGAGCGGUCUGCACGCGAUGAUCGUCCUUCGGCAGCCGGACGGGCAUAAAUUAAACAUGAAGGAGCAGGCGACACACCACGAGGCGAACAACCGGAUUUUAAGGAGCUGGGAGCAGUGUGACGAGGCACAGGACUAUCUGAGCAUUUACGACGGCGCGUCACCGGAAGCACCGACCAUUGGGCGCAUUUGCGGCGGAGACGUCCUGCCGGAUAUCGUGUCGAGCGGUCCGGAGAUGCGUGUCGAGUUCCACACGUCCCCGUACGAUGUGCCGUUCCAUCCGAAUCCGGUCACCUUCCUGCCCGGCUUCGAGCUGGAAGUGCACGUGCUGUACGUCAACUCCAACUCUCAGUCGUACAUCCGGCAGCCGGGCCGGUGCGAGUUUAUUGUCAGUGCGUUCGAGAGUCAAACGGGGGAGCUGGAGAGUCCGCAGCACACGCUACCGCCGGAAAGCUCCUGCCUGUACCACUUCCAGGGCCGACGGCACGAAACCGUGUGGGUUUCCUUUAUCAAGUACCACUCGGCCAUCGAUCCGACCGGGUUCGAGUCACCGGCCGAGUGCGUGACACAGCUACGCAUCUGGGACGGGCGAUGGUCAGUGACUUCGCGUCCUUACGGCGCACCACCGGAGUACCAGCGCAAUGCGAGCUUGAUCGAGCAGAUCUGUCGCGAGGAGGUGCCGAGACUUUGCUCCCGUUCGUUGGUAGCGAAGGGGAGUCGGCCAUGCUCAACGCAAGAGAGCUAUCUGUCGACGGGCUCCGACCUAACGAUCGAGUAUCGGCCCAGCCCAAUCGGUACGGCACGGCUUUACGGGCCAGCGUCCGCGUUCAAGCUACGCUACGAGUUUGUGGACAAUUCACUCGGUGGAGCUCCUCUGGAGCCACUCGUAGCUCCAUCCGCCAUGCCAGAACCGGCCGCACUCGUACAGUUCCACCCGAAGUCGUGCGAUCGUGUCUUUCGCUCUUCCUCCGCGUCGCGCGGCAUCUUCCGAUCGCCCUCGAACGUGUUCAUGUACGGUCGGGGAGGUUCGCCGAACAUUUCCUGCAUUAUUCGGUUCGAAGCGAGCGGCGGUGAGAGUGUCAGGUUAACGAUCACACGGGCACGCUUUGGAGGUAGAUCUUGUCAGAAUUUGCAAAACCGUUCGGGUCGUUGGCACUGCAACCAUCACGGUGGUCCCGUAUCAGACCUGCGCAUCAGUGAGGUACCGUGGACGGAUGUAUCGCCCCUACCGCGUGACUGCCUGUGCUCGGACGUGUCCGGCUCGAUUACGCUCGCCCCACUAGCGGCCAGCAUUGUGGAGGUGAAGUUCACCACCCUGCAGAUGGAAGUGGAUCAGGACUUCCGGGACUUUUACUUCGAGGGACGGUACGAGUUCGCACGCGACGGAUGCGAAACCGAUUGGUCCGAGCGGCGUCUUCGGGGACGUAGCGGCGAUGCCUACCUGAAGCCGACGCCAUGUCCUGCGCUGAUACAACCCUGGCUGCUGGAGCCCGAAACGGACAGUAGCUACCUGGUGCUGAAGCUAAAAGGCUUCUGGAUGCCACCGUUGCUGCAAUCGGCACCGCCCUGUCCAACGGACGCCCGCAUCACGGUAUACUCCACGAACAAUCCGAAGAACUCACGCGAUCUUUGCCCCUCCGGGCCGGACGUGGUGGCGUUCUCGGAUGGUUGGGAUCGAGCGUACGAGUUCAGCGCGAUGGAGAUCUCCAAGAGUCUCAUCAUUGAGUUUAAGAGCCCUCGCCGACCGCCGCUCGAGCUGAUCGAGUACAAGUUCUCGUGGAUGGAGAUCUUCCCGGCGCACGACUGUCCGCAUCGCUGCCAGGAGCUGCAGGCCUGCAUCCCGGCGGAGUUGUGGUGCGAUGGAAAGGUGCACUGUCCCUCCGGACAGGACGAAAGCCCUACGGAGUGCGAUCUACGGUUGCCCCUAUCGCCACUGCACGUUGGUCUAGCGGCGGCUACGCUCACGCUAGUCCUGUCGCUAGCCGCCGGCCUGACGGCCUGUGCACGACGCAAACGGGGCGAAAAGAAGCACCUGCAAGCGGUCCACCUGGAUACGGCUGGGCGGGGUGUCGGGUAUGGGCCACCGCUUCCGCACCACGCCGGGGCAGGCUAUCCGCACGCCAACCAUCACCUGUCGUCGAGCCAUGCCCUGACGCCCCUCUACCUGGACCCGUCAAAGGACAGCUUCUGUUGACAGGAGCUGGAGACUUCGGUGUAGCCAAUGCCGAAGUCGUCGCAGGACUUUUACUACUUCGCGUUCAACGCCGGCACCAACACAAGCAGCUGUUGAGUGGUCGGAGAUGCUGAACGGUCGCGAGGUGCACACAAGCCCAGUGGCGUUACCGAUCGCAAUACUUCGAGCGAACGUACUUCAAGCCAAGGUGAUAUUUGACGCACACGUAGAGCAGGUAGAACGUGUGUGUAUUUCAAAUCCCCCUUUAUCCGCACCCUCCCGGUUAGUAGGAAAAGGAAUUGUUUUAGCAAUAGCAACAUAGCGUGCUCGAUGUAGCAUUUAACCCGACUACGUCGUGGCACGGCGAGCGGCAUAUAGCACACAGAUACACAAACACAGGUUGGUUUUUAAUUGUGACAAUCAGUUGAGACAGUUGACAAUUCUGCUCCCCCCUCCCUUCCUAGGAGAAGCUAGCUUGUCAUGGGACUGGAGGCGAGCAGGCGCAACAAUACCCCCGCGUGCGGAAGUGAAGCAAGAAAAGGAUUUGAAUGUUGUACAUUUGGAAAUUACUAGUAACUAAAAUGGUUGUGAUGGCCAGUGUAAGAAAUUAAACACACACGGAAAGCGUGCUAAAACGCUAUUUAGAAAGGGAAUUAAACGUUUUAAUUUUCCUUUUUGCUUUAACUGCAGUAGG
This is a messenger RNA of Anopheles coluzzii, 6725 nucleotides long. RefSeq lists its product as uncharacterized. The record is from RefSeq and is a predicted model, not a curated record. Lineage: Eukaryota; Metazoa; Arthropoda; Insecta; Diptera; Culicidae. Gene Ontology annotation, cellular component: plasma membrane. The coding region runs from base 2867 to 6052 and encodes 1061 amino acids. Gene Ontology annotation, molecular function: protein binding. The transcript is spliced from 12 exons.